This is a messenger RNA of Bursaphelenchus okinawaensis, 2467 nucleotides long. NCBI's taxonomy places the organism in Eukaryota, Metazoa, Nematoda, Chromadorea, Rhabditida, Aphelenchoididae. The record is from the annotation of a GenBank genome assembly.
AUGAAUGUGGGCGCCGAAGUUUUGGUGGCUCAACGGCCAGAGGAAUUGCCAGAUGCUGGCCAUCUGAGCUCGCAGCCAGCCGUCUUCUACGAGUCGGAUGCUGCCGAGAUGGACGCCGCGUGCUCGACAACAACAGGUAUGUUUUCUUGUUGAUUUUGUGGGUUUUGAUUUGGUUUUUAGGUAACAAACAAAAAGUUAUUGGGCUUAAAAGUGGCAUAGAUCAUAAAAAGGUCGAAAAUAUAGUUCAGCAAAUCAAAUUUUGAUCAAAAACCAUAAAAUAUUGACGUAAAAUUAUAUAUUUUUGAUGUACAAAGGUUGUUUUUGAAUAAUAGAUGUUGUUGCGGAGUUAUUUUUAGGUAUUCAAAGAGUAUUUGAGGGAACAAAAGUUGUUUUUUUUUACUUUGGGUUGUUUUUUGAUGUUUUACGUUUGGCAGAUGUUUUUCGAUUUUUUAGGUAAUAAAAAAUGUCUUUUUUGUUAGAUUUUUACACAAAAUUAAAGAAAACAUUAAUUAUUAUAUUAAACUAUUUAAAUAAUUAAGUUUUCUUAUUAUUAAAGCUAAUCUAUCUUGUUUUAGAUGAAGAUUUGCAGUCAAACUGUGCAAAGUCUGUUCCUCGUCGACAACGCAAAUGCUCUUCAGACGACGGAAUUCAUUAUGUUGACGAUGAUGAUGGUGUUGAGUUUCAGCUGGAUCAACGACAUUUGAAUCGAGUGCACGAAGAGUUGGAGAAACUGAAUAUUGCAACAGACGUGAUCAACAAAUUAGAGCUGCAGUUGGAUCGAGAAAGGGAAAAGUUCAAAGAAUUACAUUCACAAUGGAGUAAGGAAUCAGCCGACAUUAAGAAGAAGUACGAUUCGUCGAUCAAGAAGAGCCGACCUUACUACGAGUCUGUAGCAGAGGAAAGGAAGUUGAGGGAGCAAGCGCAACAAGCUGCUAUGCAGUUCGAACGAGCUAACUCAAUGUUGCAGGUGGCUAAACAACAGGUCAAACUAACUCAAGAUAGCUUGACCAGACAACAGAUUAUUGAGCCAGAGUGUUUGGAGGUUCUGAAUCAUCACAUUCAGCGUGUGAAUGAAGCCGAAUCCGAGAGGUUAGAAGCCGAAGAGAUGCACAGAUGUUUGUCACACAGAUUGAUUGAGGUGACACAGAGAGUAAAGCAGUUGGGCAAAGAUAAUGCGAGAGCAAUUAAGAAGACCAGGCAUUACUUUGAUUUGCAUAUGGACUUUAGAAAGAGGUUAGAUCAACAGAAACAGAAGAUAUCGUGUUUGGAGGCUGAAGUGAAGCAGAAGAAGAGGGAUUACACCAGUUCUUUGAGGAAUCUGGAGCAGAUUUCUGAUUCGAUUCACGAGGAAAGAAGUGUAAGUUUUUGUUUUUAUAUGCAUAUUGAAAAUUGAAUUCGAAAAGUUUAUGAAAAUUGAUAAAAAAUCACUUAAAAAUUAAAAAGGACUUUUUUCAGUUGUCAAGUGCGAAGCACAGUGCAAGAACUCCAGAUUCUACUCGGAAGUCCGUCUCAGCAGUUGGAUUGUCGAAAAUGACAUUGGACGAGAAUGAUUCGGCUUUGAGUGAUGAAGAUAUUAAACAUAGAAGACAUCAACGUACUGAGUCUGGCAUUACUGGUUUGGACUCACAGUCGAUGACUUCAGCGUCAUCAAUCAGCGGAUUGAGUAUGGGAUUUCAACGGGAUUCAGUGGUGAGUUUGGAUAUUAUACUUGAUUUUGAUGAGUUUAGGGAGUUAUAAGUGUUUUGUAUAUUACAAGGGUGUUAUAAUUGAGAUUAUACACUUUACUUAAGGUUAUAUAGCCUUAUCUAACAUUAUAUUGAAAUAUAUUUUCAUAUCAUACCUAAAACAAUAUAAUAUUGUUGUAGAUCAGUGAAUUCUGUGUCACAUUGGACGCGGCCGUGAUGUUCGAGGAAGAGUUUGAUAUCAGAACCACGGCUUCUGACCAAACUUCGGAUUAUUCCAGUGCUACAGAAUCGCGACGACGUUCUGGAGUGAUUCUGUUGGCUCAACGCUUAAUGGGCUCCAGUCCUUCAGAAGAACAUCCGUCUCCAAUCUCCUCCGGGUAAGCCUAAGGUGCUUAAUAAACUCGGCUUAAACUUUUGGUCUUUGGUUAGUUAAUUUGAAUAAUUUGUGUUUUGGGUGGUUUGGUUCAGCUGUAUGUGUGUAUGGUACUGUAGGCUUGUGUUAGGGUUACUGUAGUUUGUGUAUUAUACUUGUUUAGUGUUGUAAUGCUGUUUGAGAGGGCUUGUAGUGUGUGCUUUGGCAUAUAUGAGGUUUUACAGCUUUUGGUUACUGUAUUUUUUGCAAAAUCUUAGUUGUGUCGAUAUUGUAGUAGCUGUUUUGAUGUUCUGGGUCAUUUUCGAUGACGUUUUUAUUAAUUUUUUGAUAUUUUAGAUGCUCUGAGGAUCAAGACGUGAGAUACCAAACAAAACCCGAGGGCAUUACUGAUAGCCCUAUCAAGGCUUAA